Molecule: messenger RNA, 1710 nt
Organism: Lotus japonicus
Lineage: Eukaryota; Viridiplantae; Streptophyta; Magnoliopsida; Fabales; Fabaceae
Product: probable UDP-glucosyl transferase 73B6
Exons: 1
Coding region: 142-1587 (481 amino acids)
Molecular function (GO): UDP-glycosyltransferase activity
Source: RefSeq, a predicted model, not a curated record
AGUCCAUUUCAAAACUAUGGGUAGCUAAACUCAUUUACAUGUAAACCUUUUGACAACAUUGAUCUAUAAAUACACACAAAUUAAUCAAAGGUUGAAGAGAAAAGUAAUAUCGAUUUUGUGUUGGCCACAACUACAGUAGCUAUGGAUGUUGAAAGUGAACAAAGGCCACUGAAACUUUACUUCAUACCAUACCUUGCAGCCGGGCACAUGAUCCCUCUGUGUGACAUAGCCAUACUCUUUGCCUCCCGCGGCCAACAUGUUACCAUCAUCACCACUCCCUCCAAUACCACCACCAUCGACUCCUCCCUCCCUAACCUCCACCUCCACACCGUUCCUUUCCCCUCCCGCCAAGUUGGCCUCCCGGACGGCAUCGAAAGCUUCUCCUCCUCGGCAGACCUCCAAACCACCUUCAAGGUCCACCAAGGCAUCAAACUACUCCGAGAACCCAUCCAACUCUUCAUGGAGCACCACCCGGCCGAUUGCGUCGUCGCCGACUACUGCUUCCCAUGGAUCGAUGACCUCACAACUGAGCUUCAUAUCCCAAGACUAUCCUUCAACCCCUCCCCUCUCUUUGCUCUAUGCGCCAUGAGAGCAAAGAGAGGAUCCUCCUCUUUCCUCAUUAGCGGCCUGCCUCACGGUGACAUCGCGCUCAACGCCUCCCCGCCAGAGGCGUUGACCGCAUGUGUGGAGCCGCUGCUGAGGAAGGAGCUGAAAAGCCAUGGCGUGUUAAUCAACAGCUUCGUGGAGCUCGACGGACAUGAGUACGUCAAACACUAUGAGAGAACCACCGGCGGCCACAAGGCUUGGCUCCUUGGCCCCGCAUCUCUGGUACGCGGGACCGCUAAGGAAAAAGCAGAGAGAGGUCAUGAAAAGAGUGUGGUGAGCACGGAUGAGUUGUUGAGUUGGCUGAGCACCAAGAAACCCAGCUCGGUCCUCUACGUUUGCUUCGGAAGCAUGUGUAGUUUCUCCAACGAACAGCUUCACGAGAUGGCGUGUGGGAUUGAAGCGUCCAGCGUGGAGUUCGUGUGGGUGGUUCCGGCGGAGAAGAGAGGGAAGGAGGAGGAGGAGGAGGAGGAGAAGGAGAAGUGGUUGCCGGAGGGGUUUGAAGAGAAGGGGAUGAUCUUGAGGGGGUGGGCACCGCAGCUGCUGAUCCUCGGCCACCCUUCUGUGGGCGCGUUCUUGACGCACUGUGGUUCGAACUCGGCGUUGGAGGCGGUUAGCGCGGGGGUUCCGAUCAUCACAUGGCCGGUGCUGGGGGACCAGUUUUACACGGAGAAGCUGAUGACGGAGGUGCGGGGGGUUGGGGUGGAGGUGGGUGCGGAGGAGUGGAGCAUGGGUGGUGGGAGGAGGGAGAGGGAGAGGGUGGUCAUCAGCAGAGAUAAGAUUGAGAAGGCUGUUAGGAGGUUGAUGGGCGGUGGUGAGGAAGCGGAGCAAAUCAGACGCCGUGUUCAUGAGCUGGGGAACUUGGCUAAUGCCGCUGUUCAACCAGGGGGCUCAUCCUACCAGAACUUGACGGCGUUGAUUGCUCAUCUCAAAACAUUGAGAGACUCUAACUCUGUCUCUAGCUCUAUGCCACCACUUCAUUAAUGUGUUGUUUUUGUUGGAAUAAUAAUGGGUUAUUUUACCAAAUGGUGAUUAGUGAAGUACUGCAUACAUGUCUAAUUUAUUUUAAAUAAAUAAUGAUAUAUUCACAUCUCACUUUAUCUUUCA